AUGACAACCGCAAACCCACAACAACGACAAUUCACGCUGUUCCGCAAGUUCAGCACCGAAGUUCGACCACCGCCAUUGGUACGACGAGAUGAGCGCAUCCGUUCGAUGAAUUGUUCUUUUGAAGAGAUUGCUGAGUCAGAAGAAGAGGAUAAUCAGCUCCCAGAACGAGCUUCCCCCGAGGGGCGAUCGCCAUUUGCCGUGGCUGAGUCACCGUUCGCUGAAGGACGCGGAAGUUCUCCUCGAAACUUGAGCCCCGUCUAUGCGAGAAAACUCAAUGCACCCCGACUGUGUCGUGGAUUUUCGGAUCCGGGCCCUCGUCGUCGACCAACGUCAACGAUGUUUGGUUCAUUAAGUCCGGAUCGACAUGAAGCUGGAUCAGACCUGCUGACCCUUCCACCCAUCCCAGAAGCUGCCAGCUCAUCAGCUGAUUGCAAAGAUGAUUGCAACGAGGUCUAGCAGUAAUUAUCCGAGUUCUCUCAUUACUUGCUCACCUCAGCUGAGCUAUUAGCUGACUUUACAAUUAGGACCGUAAAGUUUUCUCUACGACAAAGCCACACCACUACAUCUGUUUAUACAAAAGAGCGAACGCUUCCUGUUGACUGUAUUUCACAGAAUUUUAUCUCUUCACUCGAAAAGCUAGUCUAUUCUGUCAGUCAACGUUCUGAUGAUA
Messenger RNA from Cylicocyclus nassatus, 670 nucleotides. Lineage: Eukaryota; Metazoa; Nematoda; Chromadorea; Rhabditida; Strongylidae. The record is from the annotation of a GenBank genome assembly.